UUCAUUGCAGUCUGGUUUGUGGUGCUGGGCUGUGCAGUUUUGCUCUUCAGACUGGCAAGUUUUUCUUUUCUUCUUUAGAUACAUUUUGUUUUUCUUUUCUUAGUUCAUAGGCCUACAAUAUUUUGUACAGUUUGGAAACUUCAACUUUAUUUUUGUUUCUUUUAUUUUUGGUCACUUGCUCACUUUUGGAGAACCUUGGACUGUAAAUAAAACAUUCCUAGCACUGGAGUUGCAAAUCUUGGCUGAGUCGUCAUUUCGUCACAGAACCCAUGUGACAUAUGGUGUCAGAAGUGGGAUGGCCAGCCGAAGAAAACCAGUUCGAGCAACCCAAAGGAAAAGCAACACCAACAGGCCUGCCACCCGAGCUGCGACCGCCAGCGAAGGGCAAGAGGACGCCUGGGAAACAGCUCAGUCGGGAACAGAGCAAGAGCAAAGAGAAGCAGAUGCCCAGGACUACAAUGCAAAGGGGGCCAGACCGAGGACAAGGGGUGGUGUUCCUGCUCCUUCUGUAGCGGCCACAUCGCUAACAGACGUGGUACGAGACUUCUUCACAUCCCAGCAGUUGCGAGAUGAGGCUCGUCAAGAGGCACAGAUGCGACGUGACGAGGCCAUGCGAGAAGAAUUACGCAAUUUUCUCACAGCAAUACGACCACGGCAAGAAUCUCCCCUCACACCAACUAGCAUUUUCCAGCAGGCUUGCAGAGGAAAGCCCAAGACUCGACCUGCCACCAGUCACGCCAAAGCCAGAGCGUGCCAGCCAGCCCUUUGCAGUAAGCCUAGAAUACUCACCAGUAUACUUACCAACAGUGUCCAACGCCGCAGCACAGCAGCCAGCGCCAGCCGUCGUCCCAGCACUGCAGCCGCCAGCGACAGCCAGCCUUGCACACCCACAGGUGACAAUGUACCCAGGACGACCCCGUGAACCAAAACUACACCCUUACCAGCAUGGAGAAGAUAUGGAGAAUUUCCUGCUGAGGUUUGAGCGUCUCGCACGUACAUGGCAGUGGCCAGAACGAGAGUGGGCAGUAAGACUGGUUCCUCUGCUCACUGGUAAAGCCCUGGAAGCAUAUUCGGCGAUGGAUGAGGACCAUGCAGAUGACUUCCAGAAGCUGAAGGAGGCCCUGCUGCUGAAGUUUGACAUCACCAAGGAGACAUAUCGACAGCGGUUCUGGAGGAGCACAGUACCAGUGGGAGAAACACCAAUGGAGACCUAUCAUCGCUUGAAGCAUCUCUUCCGUCGUUGGGUGCAACCAGAGAAACACACCAAGGAGGAGAUCGGCGAGAAGGUGAUUAUGGAGCAGCUGCUGAAUGUACUGUCCCCAGAGGUGUGGACCUGGGUCCGUGAACAUGAGCCAGAAGAUGGAAAGACCGCUGCUAAGCUGGCGUUGCAGUACAUCAAUGCCCACAAGGUGACACCUAACCGCCCAGCGUUCACAACCCAUCACAGGGCUACAGGCCAAGUGCAGAAGGCUGUGGAGCCACUACCAGAUCUGUCAGAUAACUUGAUCCAAGGUGGGGAUAAAGGGCCAUGA
This is a messenger RNA of Alosa sapidissima (American shad), 1532 nucleotides long. Its product is annotated as neurotrophin receptor-interacting factor homolog. The record is from RefSeq and is a predicted model, not a curated record. The coding region runs from base 570 to 1532 and encodes 320 amino acids. The transcript has 2 exons. Lineage: Eukaryota; Metazoa; Chordata; Actinopteri; Clupeiformes; Clupeidae.